AUGGACGACGCGGCGCGAAUCGCGCGCCCCGAUCUCGACCGCGGUGGCGCGCACGCGAGCGGUGCGGCGAGGCGGAAUCGCUUCCUGUACGGCAUCUUCACGCGCGAGGAUGACUGGACGGCGGCGACGGCUGCGGUGGCGGAAGGGAAAUUUAUCGCCGAGUGCGACGCGUCGCAGUGGGUGGGAGCGAUGACGCACGAGACGCUGCACGACGCCGGACUGUUCACGGCGGUGGCGGAGGUGGCGUGGCACGAACUGUGCGCGCGGUUUGGCGUGGAGAGGGAGAAUAGGGCGGCGUACGGACCGUGGCGGUACUGCCCGGGACGGAUCUCGCACUACGCGGUUCCGUACGAUUUCUACGAAGAGUUGUUCGAGCAACAUAAGGAAGACGGUCUCGUUGGGAAGGAUGUGCUCGAAAUGGUCGAAAGGGACGAAAUGGACGCGGACGAUUACAUCACGUCCCACGCAAAGCUUUCCCGCGACGAAGUGGCGGCGCUCCUCGCGGCGUAUAACGCGCGAUACUUGUUCUUCAUCAUUCAAGAUUUUGAGGGUCGGGAACACGUAGCGGAAAAGAGCGUGCCGCUGGACGCGAAUAUUGAGUUCGUGCGGACCUGGCACGAGAAAAAAAGUGCGCCUUGUCACAAGGGCGUGCCGUUACCAACGCUUUUGGAUCCGCGGGGGCUCGCUCCCGCCGAGCGCGAAGAGCUCGUCCGACACGACAGGUGCCUCGAGCUCGACGCGUACGGCGAGGAAUUCGAGAAAAUUGUGCAGCGGAUUGACUUAGAAAACGAAGAGUUGUUCAAAGAAAUCGAGAAAGCCGUCAAGAAAGCCGUCAAGUCUGUCAUCCUCGACAAGUGGGACACCGAACGCAAAACAGAUUUCCUCACCAGUCACUUCAAUUGGGACGACGAGAAAAAAAAGGCUUGGCGCGACUACGUCGCCAGUUGCGAGGCCGACGGGGAGACGGACGACGACACGAUAACUUUAAUUUGA
Molecule: messenger RNA, 993 nt
Organism: Ostreococcus tauri
Lineage: Eukaryota; Viridiplantae; Chlorophyta; Mamiellophyceae; Mamiellales; Bathycoccaceae
Product: unnamed product
Exons: 1
Coding region: 1-993 (330 amino acids)
Source: RefSeq, a predicted model, not a curated record